Molecule: messenger RNA, 3568 nt
Organism: Aplysia californica (California sea hare)
Lineage: Eukaryota; Metazoa; Mollusca; Gastropoda; Aplysiida; Aplysiidae
Product: coiled-coil domain-containing protein 170
Exons: 12
Coding region: 101-2572 (823 amino acids)
Source: RefSeq, a predicted model, not a curated record
AAGUGAGUCCUUCGGGGUUGAGGCCCAGACUUGUGUUUCUGUAUUUGAAAAUUUCUUAUUGUUUUGGCAGAUAUUGUUUUAGUUCAAGUAAACUUCAGCAAUGAGUUACAUCAACAUAGGCCGCGAAAGUCAGGGCUUACCAGCCAUCAACUCAGCAAGAAGGAUAAGAGAUUUGGAAGCUGAAUUACAAGCUUACCGCCAACGAGACGCAGCGAAUCUCACACCAGUUGGAAUUCUGAAAUAUGAUGGUAGUCAGACAAGACGUGCUGUUGGCGAGCUACAGGACCAAGUAAAAGCGCUGAGAGAAGAAGUGAAGAAAAAAGAUGGCCUUGUGCAGCACCUGGUCAGCCUUGAUUCUGCCCCAAAAGUCCCACGUGCUCCAGAUUCAUACAGGCUCGACAGUCUGUACCUUGGAGAACGGGGUGCAGUGGAAGCAACGAGAGGAGAGCUCGCUUCCGUACAGGUGAAAUUUGAAAGAGCGCAGGAAAGGAUAAGAGAGCUGUCAGUAGAAUUAGAAGCCAAAGAUGUCAGAAUCAGGGAAUUGGAGCUACGGGUGGAAAACAACCGAGAGACGGAAGGUCGGCUGUCGGAAAUGGUGGCCUCCUUGAGAGAAAAACUCUCCGACUUUGAAUCAAGAGCCGAUUCUUAUGAGACAGUUGCUAACAGAGGAGAGUACACCAUCUCCACCUUGCAGCGAGAGAAUAGGGAGGCAAAUGAGAAAAUUGUUGAGCUGGAGCAAAGGUUACGGAAACAACUUGAAGAGAGAGAACAUUCUGAGUCAAGGCUGAUGAGUGAAGGGAGACGUCUCUCAGACUUCCUUGUACAGCUCAGCAGCCUUCUGUACACUGAGGAUCUCGUUGAUGCAUCACAGUCUUCCAUUGACAUUGUUUUGAAAAAGCUCACAGAUCUGAUCCAGGAGAACGCGAUGCUGAAAGGAAAGAUCCUGAACAUGAAUGAGCACCUGAACGAAACCCAACUGGAGACCAAGGCGAGCAGGGAGACUAUCAUGAGACUCGUUUCUGAAGUUGGCCGAGAGCAGAAGAUCACAACAAGAUACACAUCAGAUAUUGAAAAUCUCAGAUUGGAACGAGACAAUGCUGUGGCAGUAAAACGUGACCUUGAGAGAGAAAUUGAACUCCUACGAGAGAGAGUUGAUGCUGGUCAGCGUUCAUUGGAAGCCACCAAGGGUGAGCUGGCUCUUUGCAACGAUCGGUUCUCUACCAUGGAGCGCAACUACAGAGAAAGCUCUCACUCUGUGCACACAUCAGGGACCCAGUUCAAGCUUUUCCGUGAUCAAAUUGCAAACCUCCUCAGCACUGCCUUUAACGACGUUGUGCCAACAGAAGAAUGUAUCAAGGAAUGUGUGAGAAGAAUUACUGAAGACAAGAAGGAGCUUGAUAGGCGUGCGGAGGACUAUGACAUCCGAGUGAAACAGUUGUCAGAGCAGUUGGAACAGGAACUGAGCAUCCACCGUGACAUGGCGCAGCGAGCAAAACGCUUUGAGGUGGAAAGUAUGGACAUGGCAGAGAGGCUGCGCAUUGCAGAGGGGGAGCUGUCCGCAGGGGACGUGCUCAGGGAUGGAUUCAAGUUUGAUAAAGAAAAGUAUCUGCGAGGUUUACAGAAGCUGGGAGAGAUCAUGAAGAUGGACCGCAUCUCUCUUGAUCUGGGUCUGGAUUUGACCAUGGAUGCUCUUGUGGCCCGAGCGGAGCAGCUGGUGAAGUUGGAGACAGGCACUUUGGCGGAGAAGUCUACACAUGUCUACAGUCUGCAGCGCAAGGUGAAGGCACUGAAAGAACAGCUUGAGAGCAAGGAUCUGCACAUUGACCUCCUGCGCAAGAAGAUGACCUCCCUGGAGGAGCGCGUUCACGGACGGGUGGACGCCGAGCGUCUGCGAGAGACUGAGUCCCUGAGGGUGCAGAAGCUGGAGAAGCUGGUUGAGAAGUACAAGCUCCAGCUACAUGACUCCAGGCAGGAGGUGCAGAACCUCAAGGCACAGCUGAUGGGAUCAGGGGAACUCAAGGUGAGAACACUUGAACAGCGCAAAGACAUUGACGAACUGGCACGACAGAUUGAGGAGUUGGAAGAAAUCCGGAAACGUCAGUCACGCAAAAUCUCCCAGCUCAAGUCGACUGUGGAUGAGACUGAGAACAACAGACAGGAGAACUCAGUGGCCUCAGAGAAUGCGGUGCAGGCACUCAGCAGUGAACUACGCACAACCAAGAAUGCUUUGGAUAACCUGAAGUACAAAGAAAAGCAGCUGUUGGACUUCCGCACGGUGGUGGCCCGUAUGCUUGGCCUUGACAUCAACACACUGGCCGUUCCAGACUACGAGAUCAUCACACGCCUGGAGAAGCUGAUAGAGGCGCACCAUACUACAGCGUUCACCACUCUGUCUCUGGAGGAGGCUCUUCAAGACGUACAGGAUGGCACCGCAGAUGACUUCCGCCGAGUUCUCACCGGCACUGACCCCAUCGUGCAGCGGUCGCGAGAGCGCUCUCGAAGGAAGGCGCACAAGAUUCGCACUCGCGCACGAUCAUUGUCACCCAUGAGACGAGAUCCGAGACAAUACUGAGGGUGUACAGAGGAAUAGUUGUAAUGUUUUCCAAAGGUGAAUACUUAUUUCAUGACAUUAAUUUUUAUGUAUUUCAUGUCAAUACGGUUACGCAUAUUAGUCAUUUAUUCCUAUUCAAAUGUAUAAUGGUGAUAUUAAAUUGAAGCAGCAACGCAAAGUUGAUUUCCCUAUACAAACGUUCAUGGUACAAGAACAGAAUGAUGAUUUUAUUACCGUUUUGAAGUCAUAAUUUGCAUAAUAUUGGUAUCUUUUGUGUCAGGGAAGUGGAUGGGAAUAUGGCUUGUAAUUUAAAGAAAAUUUUGUUGUCAUAUAUUGGCAAUAUCUGACAUUUUCAUAUUUCACAAUCAAAUACUGUAGUGUUUGUAACUAUAGUUUUUCCACCUUUUGCGUUGGAGACUUUAAGAAUUGAAUUUAAAUCUUUAAGUAAAGUUAAGCCAUUCUGUGAUAAAGGAAAUUGUUUGGGUUUUUGGUGUUAGAAAUCAAAUCGAUCAUGUUAAUUAUGAAACAGGUCCCAUGUUUUUAUCCUUACUUUAACAUUGCCUUUUCAAUCAUUCUGUCCUCUUUGAUGUAUUUACAAUAUUUAAAAUUAUGGAUAAAGUUUAGGACAUGUGUAGUCUUACUGUGAUAUGGUGCCUUGUCAGCUCAAAAAGUUUCUUAACACGAAUCAAAUAUUUGAUUGUGUUGUAAAUCAAUCAAAAGUAACCGGUAUAAAGUAUAUUAUGAUAUGUAUCAUAGUUAGUUAUGAUAUGCGCAUGUCUCUCAACUCAUAUGUGGUUCAUGUAUUUAUAUAGUCUUUUUUUUAGGGUAUUAAAUUUGUUCUCUAUUUUGUUCUAUUGACAUUGUUCCUUGCAGCAAUUUUUAGAUCAUGUACUCAUCUGAUUCUUUAAUCUGUACAUGAAAUCAGUUAUGGAUAGUGGCAUCGUUUUAACCUUUUUGAUUUGGGAUAUAUUGUCUAUAUAUAUUUACAUUUUACGAUAAAGUCAUACUUUUAAUACC